This is a messenger RNA of Pygocentrus nattereri (red-bellied piranha), 2615 nucleotides long. It is a transcript of the gene coq4, whose product is annotated as coenzyme Q4 homolog (S. cerevisiae). The record is from RefSeq and is a predicted model, not a curated record. Gene Ontology annotation, biological process: ubiquinone biosynthetic process. The transcript is spliced from 7 exons. Gene Ontology annotation, cellular component: mitochondrion; mitochondrial inner membrane. Bases 94 to 912 code for a protein of 272 amino acids. Lineage: Eukaryota; Metazoa; Chordata; Actinopteri; Characiformes; Serrasalmidae.
UGACGUAAACUAGCUAGCCAGCCUCAGCAAUGCUACAGCCACAGCCCGAGAAGCUUCAGGCUCUUCAAGAUAAAGCGAAACUACAACUAAAGGAUGGCUGCGUUUAAAUUACCACGAUAUACUUACAAUGUCGCGUCUCUCUCCGUUAACGGCAAAUUUUUGGCCAGGCAGCAGCACACCAUCUGGAGUUCAGACCACCACUAUGGCAUGUUAUAUCCAGGCCACAUCCAAACCAGCCCUCUUCAAAAAGCUCUGCUGGCUGUGGGAUCUGGAGUAGCUGCUCUGCAGAAUCCCUACAGACACGAUAUGGUGGCAGUGCUUGGGGAGACAACCGGGCACAUGGCCCUGAUCAAAUUAAGGAACAGGAUGAGGAAUGACCCUGAAGGUUACACCAUUCUCACAGAACGUCCAAGGAUCCGCCUGUCUACGCUGGACAUUUCUAGUAUGUCCACCCUUCCUGAUGGUUCUCUAGGAAGAGAAUAUCUCAGAUUCCUGGAUGAGAAUAAAGUCACGCCUGACACACGUGCUGAUGUGAAAUUUGUUGAUGAUGAAGAACUAGCAUAUGUGAUGCAGCGAUACAGAGAAGUGCAUGAUCUACUGCAUACAUUGCUAGGCAUGCCAACCAAUAUGCUUGGUGAAGUUGCAGUCAAGUGGUUUGAGGCUGCUCAGACAGGUCUUCCCAUGUGCAUUCUGGGAGCAGCCCUGGGUCCACUUCGUCUAUCCAUCAGUCGUCUCCAAAAGCUCAUGGGGUCUCUUGGGCCAUGGGCUUUGCGCAGUGGCAGCCGUGCGCGUUGUGUACUGAGUGUUUUCUAUGAGCGACGCUGGGAGCAGAACCUGGAAGAACUCAGAGAGGAGCUCAACAUAGAGCCACCACCCAUCAAGCUGUCUGCGAAGAGCAAGAAAGGGUCCUAGCACACUUUUUUCCAUUUAAGCUAAUAAUGCUUUUCCACUGGACAGUGUGGUACAGCAUGGUUUGGUUACAAAUCUGUUCUAUCACGUGUUGUUGCGAUUUCCAUUGUCAUGUGACCCAUACCGUGCAGCAGAGUGCAUGUACAAAUCCAAACCCAGAUCGAUCCAUACCCUGGCCAGAUGGUUUUCCAUCUCACGACAGCACUUCAGGUGCUGACAGUGCUUCAGGUUCUGAUUUAACUAUCUAACUUGAUUGACACCAUGAGAUGACUGCAUUUAACCGAUCAGUAGUCUGUGUCAUUUCUAGCCUCAACAGUGCAUUCCAGCUUGGAACCCCAUUACCCCAGUGAGAAGGGACACUUGUCAGUGGAAGUAAUGUGAAAAUGCUUGAUCAUAUGUACUGUCCUGUACGACCCUGGUGAGAAAACACACACACAUUUUCUAAGCUGCUUAUCUUUCCGGGUUGUAGGGGGAGCUAGAUCCUAUCUCGGCAGUCAUUGGGUGGAAGGCAGGAUACAGCUUGGAUAGGUCUGGUGGGAAAACAACAUGGUGAAUUUGGUUAUCCUUCUUGCCAAGCUACCAAGACUACAAAACUGGCACAUAUGGGUGUAGUGAAAAUUGGCAAGACCAUUGAUUGGUCAAAUACGAUCAUUACAGAAUCAGCAGAACUCCUAAGAGGAGAUUUUGGAGGUACCAUUAUGCAGUUGGAAAAAGACAUUGGCUGGAUGCUUAAGGGUACAAAUAGUUGUGUGUUCGGAUUGGUAACCGAACCAUGCCUUGCUGCACUGUCCUGAAGAAAGGUUCUACAAUUAAGAUGUUUUUUUUUAUUAUUAUUUAUUUAUUAACUAUUAAUACUAAUAAGUAUGUGGCCAGAUGUCACAGUGUCUAUAGGUCAUCACAGAACACCUGGUUUUAUGAGCUGACUUCAGUUAAUUAUGGGGUAUCAGUUAUUAGUCAUUGGCAAAACCAUCAGUGAGCCAUACCAUUCCUCUUACUGAACAAAGCAGCUGACUGAGUAGCUGGACUCAUAUGACACAUAGUUGACAUAAAUAAGAAUGUGUCAUCCCCCCUCAGCAAACUGGACAGGGGUUUGAAUAUUCUAGAAUGGAAUACAGACACAGUGCAGUCACUGACUAUUAGGCAAGCUGCCACAAGUCUAGAGGAUUUUGCUUUCAUUGGAUUAAUUUCCUCCUCUAUAUUUCAAGCCUUUAAGAAACACUGUAUCAGCCCUAAAUGAUUAGUAAGUGUCAGAUGCUGGUUCCAGCUUUCUGGUUUAUGUUUAUGGAAUGAUGAUCAAUGAAAUGUUGGUCUUCUUUGCUUAACCUGAUCUUGAGUCAUACGGUCACAAGAUCUCACAUGAUCAGCUGUAGUGUUCAGUCUGAAUCCAUGCAACGUGUGGUCACAGAACCAAAUCAAAACACAAAGCACAAGACCAGGGAGAAGCCACAGUAUCUGCUACACUGACAAUGACCAAAAACUAGAUGAGAAUUAAUUUAGCACUAGUUCUCCAGGCUUGACAAGUAAUUGGUAAACAUCAUGGUUUAAAUGAAAAGGUGUUCAUAGUCAUUGUUAUCCAUUUUAAAAGAAUGUGACCGUUUUUAAACAGUUAUCUAUGUAAAAAUAGUACUGUCUGGACAGUUAACAUUCUAAAAUGUGUGGGGUUCUUUCAACAAUAAACAUGAAAAAGGAAUUCACAUAAAAGCUAA